UUUGGUUCAAGGUUUCUUCAUUGUCAGUAGGAUGAUGCAUCUCCGCGUCCAAACAGUGGCUGCCGCGGCUUUCAUGCUUUCUUCCGCGCAUGCUGCGGACGAGAAUCCGACGAUCACAUCCCCGCGGAUUGCGGACUCGCAACGACCGCUGUGUGCAGUGCUGUGCUCGACCAGCAUCGACAGCGACGACCCGAACCUGUGCACGUCCAUCAACGUGACAUGGGGAGGAGAAUCGCAAUGCUCAUCCUUCUACGCGAUAUGUCCCGCGAACGCAACGUCGUGCAUCCUUCGUACGACGGGACCGCAGCCGUCUACAUUGUCCGGCCACAUUAACACCACCACCUUUGCCUCAUGCGGCCUGCCCCGUAACUCCUCCAAGCUCAGUCAAACCCUCCAAUGUUCCAACUCUUCUUUCAUCGUCGCGCCCCCUCUGCCAGUAUCAACGGCCCAACAGCUUCCAUCGACCACUGAAACGAUCAGCUACACUUCCCGCGCAGCCACCACGACCCCGCCGCCGCCGUCUCACUCCGACUCGUCGCUCGCUUCGUCGACCAUAUCGUUGCUCAGUCUCUUAGGCGGAUUCCUUGUUGUCGCAUUCGUGUCCUUUGUCAUCGUUCGCCAUCGCCACCGCCGCCGCCGCCGCGAUCCCUCGACCAAGGGCCCCGCCGCGCACGACGACAUCCUCGACGACGACAAUGCAUACAUGGCGAUGUCCCCCAAGCCACUCCUUCCCCCACGAGCAAUUCCUUCAGACGAGCAAGUCCUCUCCCCAACGUCGCCGACCUUUCUCGAGUACUUGGACUCGGUCGACGCUUUCCGAUCGUUAUGGCUCUCCAUGAACGCCGUCCGACUGGUACCUGUGAAAGGCACGAGUCGCGGCCUCGUUGCUGCGACGGUCCAAGGAAACAAACAUGUUCUUAAAGGCAUCGACUAUACCACGGUGGAACCAUCCAAUUUGUUUCGCUUUGGCCGCGCUGUCCAACUCGUCCUGGCGCUCCCCGUCCAUCCAAAUCUCACGCGCAUCACCGGCGUUGCGCGCAUCAACUGGACGCACCAGUUUGCUGUAGCGUCCGAGUUCAUGAACAAGGGAAGCCUCACUCAUCACCAUGUGCUUGAAUUUCGGUCCACUGCCGAUGCACCCUUCCCGCGGCGCCAGCGACUGCGUCUGUGCGCCGACAUCGCAGCCGCCCUCGUGCAUCUACACGCGCUGGGCUGUGUCUAUGGCAUCUUGCACCCUGAAAAAGUCCUUUUGCAUGAAGAUGUUAACCAAGGGACGUUGAUCGCGAAGUUGAACGUGCUUGCGAUGAUGGACCAAGCGUUUGUGGAAGUGCCGCAGUGCGCCCAUCGCCUUGGCAGCAUGCUCGUGCCGUACAUCGCGCCGGAAUCCCGUCACGAGUCCAAGACAUAUACGGCUGCAGGAGAUGUAUACGCCCUCGGGGUGAUCAUCGCACAACUUCUCACUGGACGAGUGCCGUUCGAAGCGACGUACCACGACCUAGGUUUGGUCCGCGGCGACGUUCACCUCGUCACUCAUCCUCGCGCUGUCCCUUACGAUAUUGAUGUGAAUGAGGGCCUUCGAGAAGUGUUGCAUGCGUGCUGGUCGGUCGAUCCGUCCUUGCGUCCGACUGCAGCCGCCGUUUGGGUUGAAAUUGCGUCGGCGUUGAGUACUACCACGUAGUAUAAUUAUAUUAAUACAGUAUUAAAAUACCAAGG
This is a messenger RNA of Aphanomyces astaci, 1713 nucleotides long. Its product is annotated as TKL protein kinase. Gene Ontology annotation, biological process: protein phosphorylation. Lineage: Eukaryota; Oomycota; Saprolegniomycetes; Saprolegniales; Verrucalvaceae. The record is from RefSeq and is a predicted model, not a curated record. Gene Ontology annotation, molecular function: protein kinase activity; ATP binding. The transcript is spliced from 2 exons. The coding region runs from base 32 to 1678 and encodes 548 amino acids.